Messenger RNA from Anopheles coustani, 674 nucleotides. RefSeq lists its product as uncharacterized. The coding region runs from base 101 to 592 and encodes 163 amino acids. The transcript is spliced from 3 exons. Gene Ontology annotation, biological process: mitochondrial electron transport, NADH to ubiquinone. The record is from RefSeq and is a predicted model, not a curated record. Lineage: Eukaryota; Metazoa; Arthropoda; Insecta; Diptera; Culicidae.
CCGUGCUCAACACGAAAACCCAAAUCAAGGCGACAAGUCUGCAUCCCAGGCUUGGUUGGUUUAUAGAUUUACGAGUCGCCGGUGAACUAUCUCGGAAAAGAUGGCAUCAUCGGAUACCGGCGGUGUGAAGCCGAUGUCCAUCACGGGCCGUAUGGUCCGUGAGCGGGAGCGGCUGCUGGGCAUGAGCGCUGAGGAACGUGCCUGGAGAGCGCAGUGGCUGAAGGAUCAACAUCUUUCCCAUAACGAACCGAAAUAUGUGCCGGAAUAUUGGAAGGAGCGAUACAAUCCCAUCCGACGUGCCUACCGUGCCCCGUUGAACUUGGUCCAGAAGGCGCUCACACCAGUUAUCGGUCUCGAGUGGGCACACGCAAUCCGAUUCUGGACGGGAAAGGUAGCUAUGACUGGAUUCGCUAUCCUGGCGACGGCGUACUACUUCAAAUAUAAUCAAAACGACUGGACCCGCAAGGGAGGCUGGCGUGUUAUCCACUCGCGCGAGGCAGUUGUUCCGGGAGAUCCAGGUUAUCCGAACUUCCCGAAACGCGAAUCGCCAUCCGAAUAUGCCGCCCGCGGAUUCAAACAGUCGCCCAUUUAAUUGUUUACGAAUCAAUAUAUCUGUUGUGAUUGGUUCGUAUGUAGAUAAUAAACAAUGAAAUCGGAUAACUUCUGGUAGCGUA